GACCGGAGGAAUAGGUGAAAGUAUUCGUGUUCACACUGGGGGUCCCGGGCUUGGGCAAGAUGAGCCCAUAACUUAGAGACGUCCUAAGUGCGCUGCGCUGGCCCUGCAUGCCCCCCGGGACAUUCAUUUUCUUGGUCUCAACCCUGUGAAUUCACUGGGGUUGGCUACUCCCAGGGAGGAAACUGUCCCUUCUGUCUGAGGCUCACCAAGUUUCCCAGGACACUAAAAUGUUGAAGUGACCAGUCCAGGGUCACCCACCAGGAGGUGUGUCAGAGGAGACACAAGAAACCCGGGUUUCCUCCCUCUAGACUGGCUCUUUAUCCACUUCCCCACGCUGUGGCUUGGACCCACACGUAAACAGAAAAAAAAAAUUUUAACGUUCAUAAAGAGAAAUACAGAGCUUGAAGUAAUCUUAGAAGACAGAAAUAGAACUGGAAGGAAUCUUGGAACAUAGAAUGUCAAAGCUGGAAGGGCCCUUAGAACAUGAGCCAUUUAACAUAAAACAUGUCAGAGACGGAAAGGAACAUGGCUGACAUCUAUCUGGUCCUACUUCUUGGUUUGUCAGAUGGGGAAACUGAGGUCAGGAGAAGAUGUGAAGGGCCCAAGGUCACACGACAAGCUGUCCUGCUUGCCUCCAUGGCAGCUGCUGAACUGUUGCUCUUCCCUGAAGACCUGAACAGGCUACCUGGAAGUUCAAUUAGAUGGCGGAUUUCCGGAGGCCCCUCUGGUUAUGUCAACUAUACAUGGUACCGGGCAAACGCAUCCAUUGAAGCAAAUAUGCUUGUUUCAUACAUCUCCUCCCCUCCUAGCUGGAUUCCUGGCCCUGCAAAUGCUGGCUGGGAGAAUGUGACUCAAAAAGGCUACCUGACCAUCACAGAAUUAGAGUUUGGUGAUGCUGGGAACUACUCGAUAGUGGUGACUGGCAUUGAGGGAUCCCAGGAGGACACUGGACAGAUCCAGGUCUGGGGUAAGCCAGAUUCCUACUCUGUCUCCCCUGCAAGGGACAACCAUGGCAUCCAAGAGGUAGGGGCUAUCUCGUGCCUCUGAGAUCCCAUGCCUGAAAGGGGGUAUACAGCCUCUACUUGGAUGCCUCCAGGAAUGGGGAGCUCACCACCUCUCUAAGAAGUUCACCUUACUGUUAGAUAGUUAGGAAGUUGCUUGGAGGCUCUAGCCCUGAGCCUGUCUCACAAACUUUUGUGGGCCUCACUCCAAGAAUACAGUUGAGUGGGACAAGACAGUGGGUUUGGGUAGCCAGGUUUCCUGCGGACAAAUGAUCUCUGGCAUCAGUGGGAGCCAAACAGGAAGAGUCACUUCCCCUUCCCACCUCCCAAAGAUUUCUAUAAGAGAGGAAGCAAAGAAGAAGGGUAGAGAGGCCUGUGAGACCAGGCCAUCCUGAGUGAGGAGAAGCUGAAGACCUGGAGUUGUACAUGGUGGAGACAGAUGAGGAGCUAUCCCAUGGAAGAGGGAGAAGCCCCCUUGGGCUGAGCCAGGAAUAGUGGGGGAACCUUCCCUGACCCCCUGGUUGGUGCCUUCACCUUUCCUAAAUUAUCUUAGGUUUUCUCAGCGGUUUGAAUGUUAGAUUCCCUAGAAGAACAUAAGCUGCUUGAGGGCCGGGAGCCUGGGGGUUUUUUGUCAUUCAUGUGGUCUGGCUUUGCCUUCCUGAGAUCUGGGAAAGGGGGGCUGGCAUUUGGCCUGGAUCUGGAGAGGGCUGGCCCCCAUCUCUUCAUCCCCCUCUGCCC
Phascolarctos cinereus (koala) is the source of this 1739-nucleotide messenger RNA. NCBI's taxonomy places the organism in Eukaryota, Metazoa, Chordata, Mammalia, Diprotodontia, Phascolarctidae. The record is from RefSeq and is a predicted model, not a curated record.